AUGUCAUAUCUCAUUUUAAACACAGAUGGCUUUCUUACGAAAGAUCUUUCUGUCGUAUAUCUUCUGUUGACAGCCCUCUUGAGCUUCCUUGUUGUCCUCGCAUGGCGUCGGACGGAAAAACCGACAAUACUGAUUGUCAACUCAUACUCUGGUGAUAUAAUUUUAAAAGAGGCACAGUCGACAUUCAUGUCAGAUGCCAGGAGUUUGAUCAAAGAAGGAAUCCAGAAGUUCAACGGACCAUUUCGCAUCAUAACCACUCUUGGCUCUCGGUUAAUUCUCCCAGCAUCAUAUAUAGAGUGGCUGAAAAAUUUUCCGGAUUUAGAUCAUCAAGCGCUUGUCCACGAUGUUGCAGCUCCCUUUACUAACGCAGGGAUUCUGAUCAAUGUCACAAAAACGAAAUUGAACAAUCAGAGCAGUCAGUGUGGGCUGCUUCAUGAACAUCUUACGGAGGCUCUUGACAAGACCUGGAUGGAUCACGAUGACUGGCACACCACUGAUUGGUCUCAACAUGCAGUCGGCUUCAUUGGGCAAAUGUCAGCAUCUGUUUUUGUCGGUCCUGAAUUAGCUCGUGAUCCUAAGUGGCAAGACUUAAUUAUCACUUCGACAUGA
Molecule: messenger RNA, 609 nt
Organism: Penicillium roqueforti
Lineage: Eukaryota; Fungi; Ascomycota; Eurotiomycetes; Eurotiales; Aspergillaceae
Exons: 5
Coding region: 1-609 (202 amino acids)
Source: RefSeq, a predicted model, not a curated record